AUGGAAUACAGUAGUGGCCACCCACCUCCCAAUCCUCUGGAGCCAGCUAUCAAAUUAGAGGAAUCUUCCAACUCAGACUUGCUUGACAAGACUGUCCAUCCCCAGCAGCUUCCAACGGCGGAAGACUCUGCUGUGACCAAGGCGGAGAAGUUUGAGAGACACGGCAUUGCCGAUAAUGUAGAGGAAUCGCCAUCAAAACGGAGAAGAUUGGAUUCGGAAAAUGGCACUCAAGGCCCCAUGGGAAGUGAAAGACAAAAGGGCGUUGUUCCAAUCAAAAAAGAGUUCCUUUUGCACCCGGCUGGUAGCAAAGGGAAAAAAAGUGCUGCUGUUGCGGAUGAUGAUGCCGCCGAAGGCGCUGCCCAUGUUGACCAGCCUAAAGGCGGCGAAAGGGGUAAGAAAAAGGAAAAGUCUCGAGGCCAGAAUACGAACCGAAACUUUGGAGCCUCAAGAGACGAAGUGGGUCUAUGUGCAAGUCGUGCCAAUAGUCCGGAGUUCUCCCCUGGUGAGUGUCGCUUUGGAGACAGUUGCAAGUUUGAGCAUGACCUCCGCAAGUAUUUGAAGGACUGGAAGAGAGAAGAUCUAACGACGUUUGGCGGGGUCUGUCCAAUAUGGCAAGCGAAAGGUAAAUGUGACGUUGGAUUCAAGUGUCGUUUUGUCGGAUCACACAUGAGGGAGAGAUCUCUUGAAGACGGAAGAAAGGAGUUGAUACUUACCGAAGAAGUUGGUGGUUAUAGUGAGAAAGAGCGUUCUGGCGUUUCAGAUAUUGGAACCAUCAACGAGAUAUCUACACAGGCAAAGAAUGACUUGAUGAAACGCAAAUUCAAGACCCCCAAAGCGGAUCAAUACAGUCAGUGGAUUGAGAAAAGUGGGAAAGAGAUUGACGAAAAUACCCGCAGAAAUGCCAAAAGCCGAUGGGAAGAAAGCGAUGAAGACGCUCUCGGAUCAGAGAUCAAGCCCGAAAAGACGGAAAUCGAAGACAACAGAGCACGAUACACCGAACCUCCUUUUUUACCAUCCGAGAAACGCAGGAUCUACUUUGGGCCAGAAACCCCUGUGCUUGCUCCUCUGACUACGCAAGGUAACUUACCUUUUCGGCGUUUGUGCGUUGCUCAAGGCGCUCAAGUCACAUACUCUGAAAUGGCCAUGAGCCUGCCUUUGAUACAAGGACAGAGGUCUGAGUGGGCACUGAUGCGGGCUCACGAGUCGGAAGCCACUCCGCCAGCCUACCAACCCAGCGACCCCGUUGUAACGGACUACAACAACACAAAAGACUUCAAGUUCGGAGCUCAAAUCGCUGCGAACAAGCCAUGGCAAGCGCUCAAGGCCACGGAGGUCUUGACUCAGCUAUGCCCCUAUCUACGGGUGAUUGACCUGAACUGCGGAUGUCCAAUCGAUCUUGUCUACCGUACAGGAGCCGGAUCUGCUCUUCUCGACAGCCAAGGAAAGCUAGAGAAGAUCGUUCGCGGGAUGAAUGCCAUCUCUGAAGAGAUACCAAUCACGGUGAAGAUCCGUAUGGGUACGAAGGACAACAAGCCGAGUGCCCUGAAAUUGGUGGAUCGGCUAGUAUACGGCGGCCAGGAAGCCCUCGAGCUUGGUGGUGGGCCUUCUGGAGCUGCAGCGAUUACACUGCACGGUCGAAGCCGACAACAGAGAUACACGAAAAAUGCUGACUGGAAGUACAUAUCUGAAUGUGCUGCUCUCAUCAGAGAUUACAACCAGAAAGGAGAGGAUCUCUCUGAUACUGUCCGGGAGGCGGAUGAGAGGUCACAGCCCGGAAGCAAGGUCUACUUCCUCGGCAAUGGUGAUUGCUAUUCUCACGUCGACUACAACACUCAUCUCGAAGAAGCGAAAGUCGACUCGGUCAUGAUUGCACGAGGUGCACUCAUCAAGCCUUGGAUAUUCGAGGAGAUUCAACAAGGGCAAUACAUUGACAAAUCGGCCAGUGAGCGCCUUGCCCUGGUUGAGCAAUACGUUCGAUACGGUCUGGAGACAUGGGGCUCUGACGAGAUGGGUGUUGGGAUCACCAGGCGAUUUUUGCUUGAGUGGUUGAGCUUUGCUUAUAGAUAUGUUCCUGUUGGGAUCCUUGAGCAUUUGCCACCGUGCCUGCAAGACCGACCGCCUGCUUGGAGAGGGAGAAAUGAUCUCGAAACGCUUCUGGGGAGCGACAACUAUAAGGACUGGAUCAAGAUCAGUGAGAUGUUUCUUGGUCCAGCGCAUAAGGAUUUCAAUUUCCAACCGAAGCAUAAGUCGAAUAGCUACGAGAUCGAGGCCGAGGGUUAG
Letharia columbiana is the source of this 2280-nucleotide messenger RNA. RefSeq lists its product as uncharacterized. Lineage: Eukaryota; Fungi; Ascomycota; Lecanoromycetes; Lecanorales; Parmeliaceae. Gene Ontology annotation, biological process: tRNA processing. Gene Ontology annotation, molecular function: tRNA dihydrouridine synthase activity; metal ion binding; flavin adenine dinucleotide binding. The coding region runs from base 1 to 2280 and encodes 759 amino acids. The transcript is spliced from 6 exons. The record is from RefSeq and is a predicted model, not a curated record.